AUGGGCGGAGACUCGUUGGUCGUCACCCCCACGGGAGAGCUUCCGUUUCAGUUCGAACUUAGAAAGCAGUGCGCGGCUGAACUGGUGUUGAAGAACCCCACGGGGGCGAAGCAGGCGUUCAAGGUGAAGACGACUUCGCCGAAGAAGUAUUGCGUCAAGCCAAACACUGGAAUCGUCGAGCCCGGGGCCGAGAUUAAGGUGACGGUGAUGAUGCAGGCGCAUCGAGAGAUGCCGGCGGACUUCAACGCGUGCAAGGAUAAGUUUCUGAUCCAAUCGACGCCUAGCGGAGACUCUUCGGAUAUGACUGAGUUGUUCUCGCGACCGCCUACGAGUAUCUCCGAGACUCGACUUCGCGUGAAGUACGUCAUGAGUGGUAAGACCGCGGCGAUGGCCGAAGAGGUUACUCUUGCGCCGCCGCCGGCGAACGAGAGCGCGGAGCAGGAGCGGGCGCGCUUGCAGCGCGAUGUGGCUCUCUUGCAGUCGCGAAACAAGGCGCUGGCGAACGACAUGAAUCUGAUGAUGAAGAAGGGCGGUAAGAGCAUCGUUAAGGGUUUUACUUUGCUUCACAUCUUACUCACGGCCAUCUUGGCUUUCGUGCUCGGUCGUUAUUUGUAA
This is a messenger RNA of Ostreococcus lucimarinus CCE9901, 615 nucleotides long. RefSeq lists its product with no specific name. The record is from RefSeq and is a predicted model, not a curated record. Bases 1 to 615 code for a protein of 204 amino acids. Gene Ontology annotation, biological process: endoplasmic reticulum membrane organization. NCBI's taxonomy places the organism in Eukaryota, Viridiplantae, Chlorophyta, Mamiellophyceae, Mamiellales, Bathycoccaceae. Gene Ontology annotation, cellular component: endoplasmic reticulum membrane; plasma membrane. The transcript is spliced from 2 exons.